GUGAAAGAUGCUCUUCUGUCUCCAUGGCUCAUCUUCAAUCUGGACGGCAGUAGAACCAUUCCUGGAUCUUUGGGAGUCUACAGCCGCAGGGCAGUGAACAGAGGCUAUGUCACCAUCUUGUUCAGGCUGCAUCAGGACUGGCAUAGCCAUGACACGACCAAUUCCUACGUGCUGAUCCGCAGGGCGCUUCUGCUUUGCCUCAGGCAUAUUGCCAACCUCCGGUCUGGCAGGGAGGCCUUCCUGGCAGCUCAGGGCAUGGAGAUCCUUUUCAGCACCACACAGAACUGCCUGGAUGACAAAAGUCUGGAGGCUCUCAUCUCCCUUGUGCUUCAGAUCCUGAGGCAAUGCUACCCUAAGAGUCCACUUCCCUUGGUCACAGCCAGCAGUGCUUAUUCCUUCCCAGUCCCUGGAAGCACCACCUCUGAACCUCCACGUGUUCUAACUGAAGAAGAUUUUGAAGAUGAUGGAGACGAAGAAGAGGACAAAGACUCAGAUUCUGAAGAUGUGAAAGAGGAAGAUGAUGCCUUGGAAACAGAUGUGAACAAACUGAGCUCCAAACCUGGUCUUGAUUGACCUGAAGAGGAACUGAUGCAAUAUGAGGCGAUGUGUCUUGAGCUCUUCUGCAGUUUUGAGGCACUGGAGCCCAACCCUGGAGGUGGUUUGAACUUGGACGAGACUCGGUGUGCCAGUCACCACCACGUUCUGACUGCUGCCUCCCCAAAAGGGCUUUGCCUGAAUAAGGACCAAAUCUCCUGGGGACAAGAAAGAGGAGUCCCUGUCCAGACCUCCCUUCUGAGCAGAGUGAAGAUGGGGAGGUCCAACAUACAUCUAACCUCCAAAAAAGGACUUGGAAUGAACCCAUACCGAAAUGCACAAUCCAGUGGUCUUGGGAUAGGUUCUUCCGGAAGUGAAAUCUCAGACGUUCAGGUGUCCUUCAAAGAGGAUGCUUGGGACAUAGAUGCGAUUUCCUGCCCAAGGAUAAGUGCCUCCUUUUCCAAUUCCACUAGACCUAGAGAAACUGCUGAAUUAAUAGAUAAGCUCCUGCAGACACAUCGGACGCAUAUCGCCUUCCAUGACCCCUAUCUUUAUAUGGCCAAAGCUAGAAGAACCGGAUCUGUGUCUGACUUCACAAUGAUGGCAUUUCCUGAUUUCUGGGGGCAUUGUCCACCUCUCUCUGCCCAGUCCGUGUUGGAACGUAAAUGUGGAGUCCAAAGGAUCAAAAUAUUUGAGGAUGUCCGGAGGCUCAUCCAGCCAAGCGAUAUUAUAAAUAAAGUUGUCUUCAGUCUAGAUGAGCCUUGGCCUUUGCAAGACACGACUUCUGACUGCUUACGGUUCUUCUCCAAGUUUGAGUCUGGAAAUCUUCGCAAAGCCAUCCAAGUGCGUGAGUUGGAGUACGACUUACUGAUCAAUGCUGAUGUGAAUAGCAUGCAGCACCAGCAGUGGUUCUACUUCAAGGUGAGCGGUAUGAGGGAUGCGGUCCCUUAUCGCGUCAACAUUAUCAACUGUGAGAAGGCCAACAGCCAGUUCAAUUAUGGGAUGCAGCCAACUCUGUAUUCUGUGAAGGAGGCUCUUCUUGGUAGACCUGCCUGGGUAUGGACAGGCUAUGAAAUCUGUUAUUACAAAAAUCAUUAUCGCCAGAGCGCAGCCAUCACAGGGGCAGAGUCUGGGAAGUGCUAUUACACCCUCACCUUUGCCGUCACCUUCCCGCAUGCCGAGGAUGUCUGCUACCUGGCCUACCACUAUCCCUACACCUACACUGCCCUCAUGACUCACCUUGACGUUCUGGAAAAAAGCGUGAACCCCAAGCAGGUCUACUUCCGUCAGGAGGUUCUCUGCCAGACACUAGGAGGGAAUUCAUGUCCAUUGGUGACCAUCACUGCCAUGCCCGAAUCUAACAGCACUGACCACCUGGAGCAACGCCAUGAGUAG
Molecule: messenger RNA, 1929 nt
Organism: Mesoplodon densirostris (Blainville's beaked whale)
Lineage: Eukaryota; Metazoa; Chordata; Mammalia; Artiodactyla; Ziphiidae
Product: cytosolic carboxypeptidase 4-like
Exons: 12
Biological process (GO): protein side chain deglutamylation; C-terminal protein deglutamylation
Source: RefSeq, a predicted model, not a curated record